AUGAGAGAGGAGGACUCAAAUUGGUUCUCAAGUUGGGAAGAGGAGUUACCUUCUCCAGAGGAACUCAUGCCUUUAUCCCAAACCCUAAUAAGUCCUCACCUUGCCAUAGCCUUUGAUAUAACAAACCCUUCUCACCACCAACAAUAUUCUUCACAGCAAGUUCAAGAGCAACAAUUUUCACAUCAACCACCGUCCGGCACGGAGGAGGAACCAGCGAGGACCCAGAAGCGGCCGCGACUGGUGUGGACCCCACAGCUCCACAAACGCUUCGUGGACGCCGUGGCCCACUUGGGGAUCAAGAACGCCGUUCCCAAGACCAUAAUGCAGCUCAUGAGCGUCGACGGCUUGACCCGCGAAAACGUCGCCAGCCACCUCCAGAAAUACCGCCUCUACUUGAAGCGCAUGCAGGGAUUGGCCGGAGGCGCCGCCGCCGACUCCGCCACCGACCAUAUCUUCGCCAGCUCCCCCGUGCCGCCGCACUUUCUACACCCUGCCGGGCGCCCGACCUCUGACCAUUACCUGCCCUUUGUACCGGCGUUGCAGCAGCACCGCCACCCCCACCAGCACAUGGCGGUGGCCGGCGGCCACCGCCAUUUCGGCUCGCCGCGGAAUGCGCACUUUGAGCUCCCCAUUCUGUCGCGGAUGGGGGCUCCGGUGACGGGUUAUGCUGAGGACGUGGAAUCAGGAGGGAGAAAGGUUCUUACUUUGUUUCCAGCUGGAGAUGAUUGA
Messenger RNA from Sphenostylis stenocarpa, 729 nucleotides. Lineage: Eukaryota; Viridiplantae; Streptophyta; Magnoliopsida; Fabales; Fabaceae. The record is from the annotation of a GenBank genome assembly.